Molecule: messenger RNA, 1021 nt
Organism: Meloidogyne enterolobii
Lineage: Eukaryota; Metazoa; Nematoda; Chromadorea; Rhabditida; Meloidogynidae
Source: the annotation of a GenBank genome assembly
UUAUAAAAAAUUACAGCAAAAAAUCGCACACAACUUUAUUGCUCAACAACCCAAAAAUCUGAAAAACCCCUGGUUUAUAGUAAAUUUAAUUCUCUAUCGAAUGAUAUCAAAACCGUUUCAAACAGUUUAUUCGAUUGAAAGUUAUUAGGUCUGGAAUGAGACAACCCCUCACAUGCAUAUACUUCAACUUAAGCUUAAUUCUCAAAUUAAAAGCAGAAAAAAUUUUUUAUUAGAGAAUUCUAAGGUAGAAUUUAUGACAAAUUUAAUUCUCUAUCGAAUGAUACCAAAACUGUUUCAAGAAAUUUAUCCAAUCAAAAGUUAUCGGGUCUGGAAUUAGACGACCCCUCCAACACAUUUCCCCUUGCUUAAAUAAUUCCCUUAAUUAAAAACAGAACAAAAAAAUUCUGAUUUCUGAAAAUGGUAUCAGAAACAACAUUUGAACAAAUUUCUACUUCAUCAACUUUCCUUUCUUCAAUGGCAUCACUUCUUCCGUUGUUAUUUAUUAGCGCUCUUCUUUUUACUGUUUCAAUUCCAAUAGGCUUUAUUUUACACAAAAUAAUGAGACAAGUUUAUAACAAAAGAUUUGAACAAAACAUGAAAAAACACAAUUUGUUGGGGAAAAACACAAAUGUUUUGGAAAACACGAAAAAAUACAAUUCGUUGGGGAGAAACACAAAUGUUUUGAACAAUGUUUUGGAAAACACGAAAAAACACAAGUUGUUCGGGAAAAAUACAAAUGUUUUGGAAAAACAUCAUUUGUUUGGGAGAGACAAUGUUUUGGAAAAAGAAAAACAAGAACAACUGAAAACCAAACAUCAAGAACAACAACAACGAGCACAACAAUGUUUGGAUAAACACAAGAAAAGUAUUGGAAGUUUGGAGGAAUGGAUUUAAAGAGGAAAGAAACAGCGAGAAAAAGAGAUGAAGCGCUGAACACAUAAUCCAAAAAAAUUUUUCGUCUAGAAAAUAAUAAUCUAAAAAAUUUUUUAUUAACUAGAAAAUGAAUAAAUAAAUAUAUUCU